Molecule: messenger RNA, 1482 nt
Organism: Grammomys surdaster
Lineage: Eukaryota; Metazoa; Chordata; Mammalia; Rodentia; Muridae
Product: gasdermin-D-like
Exons: 10
Coding region: 1-1482 (493 amino acids)
Biological process (GO): defense response to bacterium; pyroptotic inflammatory response
Cellular component (GO): NLRP3 inflammasome complex
Molecular function (GO): phosphatidylserine binding; phosphatidylinositol-4,5-bisphosphate binding; phosphatidylinositol-4-phosphate binding
Source: RefSeq, a predicted model, not a curated record
AUGACAUCAGCCUUUGAGAGAGCGGUCAAGAGUGUGCUCAAGGAGGUGGACCAUGGCAGAGGAGAUCUCAUCCCAGUGGACUGUGUUCGGGAUUCAAUCCGCUUCAAGCCUUACAGCCUCCUGAGCAGGAAACUAUCAAGCUCAUGGUUCUGGAAACCCCGAUAUACAUGUGUCAACCUGUCAAUCAAGGACAUCCUGGAACCCAGUGCUCCAGAACCAGAACCGGAGUAUCAUCGUGGCCCUGUGAAAUUCUCUGAUGAUGUCGAUGGGAAAAUUCAGGGCAGUGUGGCUGUGGCGUCACCCAUGACAGAAGGGAGAAUUUCUGGUGGGGCUGCAGUGUCUGAUAGUGCCAGUGCCUCCGUGAGUAUGUGUAUACUGUUUGUGAACUCGAAGACCUGGGAUAUCAUGAAGAGUGAAAGGCGCCUGAAGCAGCCUGAGACUACAAUCCUGCAACAGCUUCGGAGUCGUGGGGAUGAUGUGUUUGUCAUCACUGAGGUCCUACAGACAAAGAAGGAGGUGAAGAUCACUCAGACCCACAGCAGGGAGGGCUCAGGCAAGCUUACAGUGCCUGGAGCUUCAUGCUUGCAGGGUGAAGGCAAGGGCCACCAAAGCCAGAAGAAGAUGGUGACCAUUCCUCCAGGCAGCAUCCUUGCAUUCCAAGUGGCCAAACUGCUCAUUGGCUCUUCAUGGGGUAUCCUUCUCGUCCCGGAUGAGAAACAGAGGACCUUUGAGCCCUACUCAGUCAACAAAAGUGUAGUGGACCAGAAGCGCCAUAGAUUUGACCUGUUCGCUGCACUACAUCGCCGCUACCCGUUUGCGAGGAUCACAGGCAGGACAGUCCCUGCAGAUGGAAACCCUGAGGAAGAAGAAUUCAGGGAAGACUUUCAAGGCCUGUCUGCAGAGGUGAAGGCUGGCUGCUUAGAACUUGGGAAAUUAAAAAUGGAGUUGAAACAACAGCUACUAGUGGACAUCAGGAGGAUUCUACAGGACCAGACCAGCCUGGAAGCUUUAGAGGCCUCACUAGGGCAGGGCCUGUGCAGUGGACAGAAGGUGGAGCCUCUGGAGGGGUCAGCAGGCUGCAUCCUUAAGUGUCUGGUGCUAGAUUCUGGAGAGCUGGUGAUGAAACUCGCAGCCCCUAUCUUCUACCUGCUGGGAGCACUGAAUGUGCUGAGUGAAACUCAGAGGCAGCUGCUGGCUAAGGCUCUGGAGACAACAGCACUGUCAAAACAGCGGGAGUUGGUGGAGCAUGUGUUGGAACAGAGCACCCCAUGGAAGGAGCAGAGAUCUGUGUCCCUGCCCUCUGGGCUCCUUGAGGACAGCUGGGUUGAGGAGGCUCCCACCUGGAUCUUGUUAGAAGAAUGUGGCCUAAGGCUGCAGGUGGAACCCCCCCAGGUGCACUGGGAACCGACUUCUCAGGGCCCCACGUGUGCUCUCUAUGCCUCCCUGGCCCUAUUGUCUAGUCUAGGCCAAAAACCUCAUUAG